AUGGUUUCCAACACCGUGAUCAUUACGGCAGGUCGAAAAAACGCGACAGAAACCGAUGCUUUGAAGCGUAUUCGUGAGUUUUUGGAGGCUGAAGUGUUGCAACGGUUCAACGUCACUGAAGCGAACCCUUUGAAACUCGUGGCUCUGCCUACAUUGAAUAGAUGCAUUCUGGUGUGUCCAUCGCUCGAGUUGGCAGAGCAGGCCGUUAUGUUGCACUCACAAUGGCCCCAGUUGAAAGGGUUUCAGUUUCGGUACUCUGCAUUAGAUGCACCAAACUCGACCGAAAAGCAGUUUUUGGAACUGCCAAAACAACUCGCAUUGUUUCUGGUAUCGCCACCAACAUCCCCACCGCCCGGAUUCGAUUUCUCGCGUUUGGAAGAGGCGCCCAAUCGUGUUCGUGGACUCAAAGCAUCGGGUCACGUGCCUCUGGUUUUUCAGUCUCAAAAUCAGCCUCAGCAGCAGUAUAGCUGCAAUUCCCAUCAAAUUCUCCUGAACCACUCCCAUACGCCUAUAACGCUUGAUGUAGCCCCAGUUAUCGACGAAGACCACCAUGACGCGGCCACACAAAACAUUCGCGUACACAGUGAUGGGGUUCUGAAUUCAUCAUCACAGUUACCAUCAAUUUCCCAGUUUCGAACCGCCGUGCCACCGCGUUCGAUAUUUGACGACGUCGAUUAA
Messenger RNA from Lachancea lanzarotensis, 678 nucleotides. RefSeq names its product LALA0S04e06326g1_1 (gene RCN1). NCBI's taxonomy places the organism in Eukaryota, Fungi, Ascomycota, Saccharomycetes, Saccharomycetales, Saccharomycetaceae. The transcript has a single exon. Gene Ontology annotation, biological process: calcium-mediated signaling. The record is from RefSeq and is a predicted model, not a curated record. The coding region runs from base 1 to 678 and encodes 225 amino acids.